This is a messenger RNA of Penaeus vannamei (Pacific white shrimp), 992 nucleotides long. RefSeq lists its product as uncharacterized. The record is from RefSeq and is a predicted model, not a curated record. NCBI's taxonomy places the organism in Eukaryota, Metazoa, Arthropoda, Malacostraca, Decapoda, Penaeidae.
AAGGAGGCGACGAAUAUCUCCCUAAUUAUUGGACUUACUAAUUACCAUUUGGUUUAUUAUGGUUGUUAAAUCUGUGAGUGGAAAUGCGGGAUUUAUUAAUCUGGAUCAUCGUGGCAAUAACGGCUCUUGGAAGUGAGACGAUUCGAAGACGUGACAUGAAAUGAAAUACUUCUGAUACGGUGUUGAUGAGUCUUGGUAGUGUCGACGUGAAUGCAAGAGAUGUUCAUAAGUGAAAAGUGCAUUGUGAUUUAAUCCCUCUUAGCAUUUCCCUUCCAUUUCAUCGUUCCUGGUCUGGCAACAAAGAACUGACCAGCAGCAGCCAUGGGACGAAAGUGUUGUACAUUGGACAGCUUUAUGUGCAGCAUCUCUCUGCGCGAUGGCUCCCUCAUGAUCGCUAUAAUCAUGAUAGUUGUGUCUAUACUGAGGCUCGUGUUUGCUGUCACAAGCAUAUGCUACGAUAGAAACGAAGCCUGGUUUGCCCUGCUGGUCGAGAUCAUCAACAUCCCCCUUGCAUUCCUGCUUUUAAUCGCUAUUCUUAAGGAGAAAGUCAAGCUGCUCUGUGCGUGGGUCACGAACACCUUAGUCGUAGCCCUCGCCAACUUCGCCUACGGCUGCCUCAUCAUCGUCGCCGUCGCCAACGUUUCGGACGGCGUCGCCAGUAUAUCCAUGGCCGUCGUGCAGGUCUGCUUCGCGGUGGUCGUCCGCUCGUUCGCGCUCACGAUAUGUCCGCAUGCUUCAAGAACCAUACACUUCACUCUCUAGAAAUAUUCUUCCCAACUGAACAAGCCAAAAUUCCUUCAUUCCAGUACCAUGGUGGCCCCGAGAUUAUCGUUUAGCUCCUCAGUGGACAGAGCAGCCAUUAUAUUUUACCAAGAAAUACCCCUCUUUUUGCGUGAGUGGUUUAACGUGGGUUAAUAUAAGAGAUGUGUAAUUAUGUAAUGUUAUAAUUUUUAUCUAUGCUUAAUGUUCUUAACUAUUAAAGAUUUUAUUGU